CGCGCGUGCCUGCCCAGGUCCUGGCUAUGUGUUCCUGCUGCUGCCGCCGCCAUCUUGGUAGGGAGCGGAGAAAGGAAAAGCAGCCAGGCCUAGUUGAAGCAGAUGAGGGAGAGGCUCUUUCAAGGAAUUGUUGCACUUCAUUUCAGAGUUGACCAAGGAAAAACAAUCCCUGAUGUGCUCUUGGGCUUGACCUAUAGUAAAUAGCAGCACAUCUUUCGCCUUUGUGGCUGGAAAGACACUUUAAAGUGGUGUGUGCCCGUCUGUGCUUCCGGUGGGGUAACCUUGCUGGUGCCUUCCAUUUUUAGACAUUAGAGCUAGACUUGCAGGGGCCUGCUUAGGAGGUAACAAUGGCAGAAAAAGAUGUGUUGUUAUAUCCUGCCUUGGACAAAGUGGCUGGUGAGGAGUUCCUUCAGGAAGCAUUCCAGAUCAUGCUAGAGGAAGGUAUCAGAAAAGGAAUGGAUGCCUCUGAAAAGGUGUGCAAUUGGAAGGAGCCUGAGGAACUUCAGCAAAUUCUGGACCUGGAGCUAAAAGAUGGUGGGGAGCCACAGGAGAGAUUGCUAGAACAUUGCCGGGAUGUUAUAAGAUACAGUGUGAAAACAUGCCACCCACGUUUUUUUAACCAGUUGUUUUCAGGGCUUGAUCCUCAUGCUUUGGUUGGACGACUGAUCACAGAGAUGCUCAACACUAGCCAGUAUACCUAUGAGAUUGCUCCUGUGUUUGUAUUGAUGGAGGAGGUUGUGCUGAAGAAGCUGCGGGAGCUAAUUGGUUGGGAUGGAGGAGAUGGGAUCUUCUGCCCUGGGGGCUCCAUCUCCAACAUGUAUGCCAUGAACGUGGCACGGUACCACCACUUCCCAGAUUGCAAGCAGAAGGGUAACUGGGCAAUACCCAAACUGGCAGUGUUCACUUCACAGGAGAGCCACUACUCCAUCCAGAAGGGAGCAGCCUUCUUGGGCAUUGGCACUGACAAUGUAUACCUUGUUGCAGUUGAUGAAAAGGGAAAAAUGAUCCCUGCUGAUCUGGAGAAACAGAUCAAUCGGGCCAAAUCUGAGAGGGCAUUUCCCUUCUUUGUCAGUGUCACCUGUGGCACCACUGUCCUGGGGGCCUUCGACCCCGUGGCUGAGAUUGCAGAAGUGUGCUCAAAGCACAGGGUUUGGCUCCAUGUGGAUGCUGCGUGGGGUGGCAGUGCCCUUCUCUCACAAAGACACCGGCACCUUCUGGAUGGAAUUGAGAGGGCAGAUUCUGUGGCUUGGAAUCCCCACAAAAUGCUUAUGACUGGGCUGCAAUGUUCUGCCUUCCUGCUCCGAGACAGCUCUGGCCUGCUACAGAGGUGCCACUGUGCCAGAGCCACCUACCUAUUCCAGACUGACAAGUUUUACAACAUGGCUUAUGACAGAGGAGACCAAACUAUCCAAUGCGGACGCAAAGUUGACUGCCUCAAGCUGUGGCUGAUGUGGAAGGCCAAUGGCACUAAGGGCUUGGAGCAGAGAGUAGACAGGGCCUUUGCCUUCACUAGGUAUUUGGCUGAUGAGAUUAAAAAGAGAGAAGGUUUUCAGCUGGUGAUAGAGCCAGAAUUCAUCAAUCUCUGUUUUUGGUACGUGCCUCCCAGCCUACGUGGACAGGAGGGAUGCACGGAUUACUGUCUGAGACUGGGGAAGGUGGCUCCCAUGAUCAAGGAACGGAUGAUGAAGAAAGGGUCCAUGAUGGUGGGCUACCAGCCGCAUGGCAACAGAGUGAACUUCUUCCGCCAGGUGGUCACUAACCCUGCAGUCACUAGAGGGGACUUGGACUUCUUCCUCGAUGAGAUUGAGGUGCUGGGGAGAGACCUCUAGUGGCUCUUCCCUUCUCCCUGCAGCCCACUCUGACAACAGUGGGACUAUGUCUGAAAUCCUGGGACUACUUCAUUGGUACUUCUAAAAUGUUCUUCCCUGACCUCACCUCACCCCUUUUCAAAUAAGCCCUAACGAUUUCUGGAAUACAUUCCACUGGAGCUACCUUCUAAGGAGAGGCACAAUACCAGAAAGGGGACUGGCUGAGGCUGCUGCAAGGUGCAAGCAGAAGUGGAGAGUGUGAGGUGGCAUGUAUCAGCCCCCCAGCCAUGCUGCAUAAGACAACAGAACACAAAGCCCUAUUCUUUGGCCUGCUGGGCUGAAACUUGCUUUCUCUUUUCCUCUUAGUAAAUCCAUUUAAUUAAAAUCUGUUUUCACUCCUC
Messenger RNA from Rhineura floridana, 2209 nucleotides. RefSeq names its product cysteine sulfinic acid decarboxylase (gene CSAD). Lineage: Eukaryota; Metazoa; Chordata; Lepidosauria; Squamata; Rhineuridae. Gene Ontology annotation, biological process: carboxylic acid metabolic process. Gene Ontology annotation, cellular component: cytoplasm. The coding region runs from base 348 to 1829 and encodes 493 amino acids. Gene Ontology annotation, molecular function: pyridoxal phosphate binding; sulfinoalanine decarboxylase activity. The record is from RefSeq and is a predicted model, not a curated record. The transcript has 17 exons.